UCUCAUUUCAUUUCUGAUCACAUCUGUGGAGCAAAGCAGAGCAGCUGGAUCGCUUCUUGGACUCUCCUACUGUUCUCAGUUUGUGAUCCCAUUGUAAGAUGACCCACCAGUUUCCGACCCUCACCACGGAGCAGAAGAGGGAGCUGCAUGAGAUCGCUCUGCGCAUCGUUGCUCCUGGAAAAGGCAUUCUAGCAGCUGACGAAUCAGUUGGAAGCUUGGGAAAGCGCCUGAAUCAGAUAGGAGUGGAGAACACUGAAGAGAACCGUCGCCUUUAUCGCCAGGUGCUCUUCAGCGCAGACGAACGCAUUGACAACUGCAUUGGCGGAGUCAUUUUUUUUCAUGAAACCCUCUACCAGACAUCCGAUGAUGGCGUUCCUUUUGUUAAAAUGAUUAAAGACAAAGGGAUCACUAUUGGCAUCAAGGUUGACAAGGGAGUUGUUCCACUGCCAGGUACUAAUGGAGAAACUACUACACAAGGGCUGGAUGGUCUAUCAGAGAGAUGUGCUCAGUACAAGAAAGAUGGAGCAGAUUUUGCCAAGUGGCGCUGUGUGAUGAAGAUCAGUGACACAGCCCCGUCUCAGCUGUGCAUUACAGAAAACGCAAACGUCCUUGCACGCUAUGCUACCAUCUGCCAGCAGCAUGGGAUUGUUCCCAUUGUAGAACCUGAGAUCCUACCUGAUGGAGAUCAUGACCUCAAGCGCUGCCAGUUUGUUACAGAGAGGGUUUUAGCAGCAGUGUACAAGGCCAUGUUUGAUCAUCAUGUGUAUCUGGAGGGCACCCUGCUUAAGCCCAACAUGGUGACCCCUGGACAUGGCUGCCCCACCAAAUACAGUGCCGAGGAGGUUGCCAUGGCGACCGUCACUGCCCUACGCCGCACUGUGCCUCCUGCAGUCACUGGAAUAACAUUUCUUUCCGGAGGCCAGAAUGAAGAAGAGGCCUCUGUCCACUUAAAUGCCAUCAAUAACUGCCCAUUGGUAAAGCCCUGGGCACUGACCUUUUCUUUUGGUCGAGCGCUACAAGCCUCAGCACUCAAGACCUGGCGUGGUCAGAAAGAAAACCAGAGUGCUGCCACUGAGGAGUUUAUCAAACGUGCCGAGAUCAACAGUCUGGCAUCCCAGGGGAAGUAUACUGGUGGAGGGGACAGCAGUGGAGCUACCGGACUUUCCCAUUAUCUGUCUACCUAUGCAUACUAAAAUGCUACCUUUACCAACUGUCUGUUAUUAUUCAGAAUCUUCUGCAAUACAGCCAUUUUGCAAUCUACUGUUGUAGAAACCACUGUACUCUGAUACUCAUACACAACUUCAAUGUGCAUUUUGUGUUCAGUACAUAGCUGUCUGAAUUGAAUCAGUAUUAGAGCUUUUGAAAUGAAUUUAAGGACUCAAACACUGUUUAGAAAACCUUAUAAAUGAUUAUCAAUACCAUAAAUGUGAUCUAGUGAGCCUGUCAGUCGAUCAACACAUUUUGUAUUUCUCCUUAAAACUUGUGUUAUGCCGUGCUUAAUAAAAAACAUGAUUUAAAUGUCUCUUUGUAAUAAAUAGGAAUGAGCUUAUUCACAUGUAGUUCCUCUGAGCUAUGGGCUUUUGGUGAAUGUGGUGGUAUUCUAUGUGACCAAAUAAAUACUG
Molecule: messenger RNA, 1622 nt
Organism: Clarias gariepinus (North African catfish)
Lineage: Eukaryota; Metazoa; Chordata; Actinopteri; Siluriformes; Clariidae
Gene: aldoca
Product: aldolase C, fructose-bisphosphate, a
Exons: 9
Coding region: 99-1193 (364 amino acids)
Biological process (GO): glycolytic process; fructose 1,6-bisphosphate metabolic process
Cellular component (GO): cytosol
Molecular function (GO): fructose-bisphosphate aldolase activity
Source: RefSeq, a predicted model, not a curated record